Molecule: messenger RNA, 2208 nt
Organism: Alternaria infectoria
Lineage: Eukaryota; Fungi; Ascomycota; Dothideomycetes; Pleosporales; Pleosporaceae
Exons: 4
Coding region: 1-2208 (735 amino acids)
Biological process (GO): DNA-templated transcription; positive regulation of transcription by RNA polymerase II
Cellular component (GO): nucleus
Molecular function (GO): zinc ion binding; sequence-specific DNA binding
Source: RefSeq, a predicted model, not a curated record
AUGAACGAGAACAAUCCUCCUCGAACGGCUUCUGCCGACGUGGAGCCGAAGCAUGCAUCGACUGCUAGAUGGACACCCGCCAACGGCAUCGAAGCAGUCACGACUGUGACCCCGGCAAGCGCAAGUUCGGAUGAACCGAGAUCACCACCUGCAAAGAGAAGGAGAGAGGAGCGUGAGAGGAGUAGGGUCAGAAGACUGCCUUCUGUCAUUGUCGACGAUCCCGCGAUAGCCUCAGAUGCACUAGCCUCAAGACGGAAAGAGAGCUUAGCCUCUGGGACGUCUGCGAAAGAAGAGACUGCGAUAUCGACAACACAGUUCCCACGCAUUUAUCCUAGUCCUCUGACUCCUAUCGACCCGCAGAGUUAUUCGAAUCCUGAAAACUCCGAAUCAAACGCUCUAGGCAUGGCUACAGACCAGAUCAAUCGCCCUUCCUCGCGAGAUUCUCCGGUACCUCAGGGCGCCCAACGAGAUCAAGAAGGCCACUAUGUUGGCUCUUCAAGCGCAGCAUCGUUUCUCAUCCGUAUUCAGAAGCGUCUGCACACGAAUUCCUCCUUGUCGCAUGACUCUACCAUCUUCACCUUUGGCGACGCUCCCCUCCCUGAGUUUGAUCUUUCCAUCUUCGUUCCACCACCAAAGCCUGAUGCGCAGAGGCUUGUGGAGCGAUAUUUCGACUAUGCAGCACCGACUCAUCGCUUUCUUCAUCGACCAACGAUUGAACAGCUUGUCGAGGAGUUCUAUGACACCCAAGGCGAGAUGAGAAGUAAAGAAGAUGGCAAAGCAAAAGUUGCAUUCGCUCGAUACUUCCGCGCAGCCGAAGCGCAACUAUUGCAAGAACGCGGCGCCGUAAGGCUAGCGAGCGUUCAGGCACGACUGCUGCAAUGUUUCUACCUCCUGACACAAUCCCGUAUCAACCACUGCUGGAGUCUCUUCGGCGAACUCUCGCAUCUCGCCUUCGCUAUCGGCCUGAAUCGUGGAAGGAAAUGCGAUCCUUCGACCAAGGUGGACUAUGUAGAGAUCGAGAGCCGAAGACGCCUAUUUUGGGUGGCAUACUCACUAGACAAGUACCUCGCCGCUGCUCUAGGUCGUCCACGGACUUUCAAGGACGAGGAUAUCGAUCAAGAGCUGCCUACCAUCAUCAACGACAACGAUCUCCAACCGAACUACAUCAACCUACCCUCGCGGCUUACUUAUUCCCUAAUGACAGCCCCUGUUGAGCACAUUAAAUUGACACGCAUCGUGUCUCUCGUGCUACGAGACCUUUACUCAAUUCGCCCGCCCAGUCUGGCCUUGCGCAUCGAGCUGUCGUCGAAAUAUACAUCAGAACUGCACGCGUGGAAGAAUUCCCUGUCAGGAUUUCUUUCCGGUUCGACCUCGAUAGACCGUAUCGACAACCAGUUGCUCAUACCAGUCUACCAGCGUCAGCGUUCGGUGCUCAAUCUGGCGUACCACCAUGCGCUGUUGCUCAUCCACCGACCCUUCUUACUGCGAGACUUCGCGAGUCUGACCCAUAUGGGCACCCAUCCCAACUGGAGCGCCGGACUCAGCACAACGUAUGACGCAUCGGCAAACAUCACCGCUUGCCUCGAAGCUGCCAUGUCUAUUGUACGCUCGGUAGAUGACGUGUUCAAGGCGUCUAACCUCUUCCGCUCUUUUUGGUUCACCCAGUACUACGCCUUCUGUGCGGUGGUAGUGCUAUACAUCCAUCGCAUUCAGCAGGGCUUGGGUGUGAAGACCAAAGUAGAAUGCGAGGGAUAUUUCGAGGCUGGUGUCAAAUGUCAGAGGCAACUGGAGACAGUUAGUGAUACCGACUGCCUUGCGCAUCGUUAUUGUGUCGUGUUGGAAGAGCUUAGGACUGAGGCAGUACGCCAGUCAGGCAGAUUAUCGACGCCAGUAGCCGACAAUGCCAGCUUCCAGGACACAUCGCUCCUCUCGUUACCAAUGUCGGCUCCAAACCCCGAUUCCGUCGCGCCUGCGGCGAAUCUGCCACCCCUGAUGUACAGCAGCAACAACAGUAACAUCGACAUCUCCGAUAGCGCAGCAGUAUUCAACAACACUAAUAACAACGCGACUAACCCUACGUUCUCGUUCGAUCUACUCGACUGGUCCGACUUCGCUAGCUGGGGACAGUUCGAGGGCCUUGUGACGGCCGGCAAUGGUUCCUUCGAUCCGGUAACGCAGAGCGAGAAUGACUUCUGGUUUGGGUCUUGA